Hymenoscyphus albidus is the source of this 7245-nucleotide messenger RNA. NCBI's taxonomy places the organism in Eukaryota, Fungi, Ascomycota, Leotiomycetes, Helotiales, Helotiaceae. The record is from the annotation of a GenBank genome assembly.
CAAAUCCGCCCCUCCUCGAAUUGUCAACACAAAUACAUCAACAAAAUAAUUGGCCACGACGAUACCCACACAAUCUGUUACACGCCCGCCUCAUACUUCCCUUGUGCGCUUUUUUGUACUACAGAUCGGUGCGCUUUUCCUCAAUUUUCCGAUCUUGUUCUGCUCGGCGCGUUCAGCUACUCGGCAGUCAAUCCAAGUAUCUACUGCUGACAGUUCUGCGGCUGGCCAUGCCAGAAGAAGGCGCACAGUUUCAUGUUCUUUAGAAAGGUCGGCAUGUAUGUAUUAUAUCCAUUGAAUUCGAUGCUAAUCGCUGUUUGGGCAGAUACCAAUCACCUUCAGAGCCCUGACCGACCGACUACCAUUCGAUAGAAGAUCGAUAGAAAUCCAUACAGGUCGCCAUCAUGGGAACCACUACCGUGGCUGUACCCGACUCGGAUGGCUCAAAAGAUGAAUUGAAUCAGACGCCAAAGAGAGAUAGCACGGAGAGAGACCCAUCCCAAUCACAAUCGGUUCUGUCCCAUAGAUUUCGAGACUCGUCACAAAAGGUAACUGACAGACCAUCCGACAAUCGCGCUCGAAAGUCUGGCUCAGUAGACAGUCAAAUUGCAGUUAUAUUACCAGCACCAAGUAGACCUUGGGAAUUCAAGAAAUACCAGGGUGACACUACUGUUGAUUCCGUACUAGAAGAGCUUUAUGAGUCAGAUGGAGAAACAAAAUAUAAGAUUGAGUAUGAGGAUGGCAGGAAAGCGAUUGUAAGUGUUUAAUCUCGUUCAAUCUUGACGUCCUAUUGUACACAUUGUUACAGUCUUUCGUUUGCUCUUUCCUUCACUUUCCAGAUUGUUCUCUAUGCGAUGUUCCCCGUCUACCUAUUACUUCCUUGAACCCUAUACUUUGAGCUACCCCAAGUGAAACCUUCCAUGACCUCGGAGUUGGUUCGUCUCUGUAUAACAGACAGGCCUAUCUGCAAGGUCGUUGGACUGGGUGACAUGGAUACUGUGGGUCGGGGCUCCACACGAGGCUCACUUUCGCUUAGCCUGCUAGCGUUGGUCUAGUGGCACCCGUGACUUUGGGGAUAUUUUCAAAGUUCUCCGUUUUUUACUUCUCAACCUCAACAUCUUUCUUUCUCCAUCGUACGUUCUCCAACCCAACUUUCUUCCAACGUCCUCUCUGAACUCAAUUUUUGGUCGACGCUUCAAUAUCGUAUGAGAGUCACGAUUGGACCUUCUUUCUGUUUUAACUUUCCAAGUGCAUCUCCCGAAAGGUUCCACAAAGCCACUUUUCCUCGGCUUUGAUAACCUCUCACUUUUUCCACUGUGCAAAAAUCUGCCUUACCUGUUAAUACGUCGAGACUAAUCUCAUGCUCAGAUCUCUCUUGAUAAGCUAUUGAAGAUUCGCAACGGUCGUAACGCACUGGAUCUUUUCAAUAACAACACACACAUGAAGUCCUCAACUUCCCAAGAUGACAGUGAAGAACCUGAUGUGACUACCAACGCCCGUUCCAAGAGAGCUCGCGGCAAAACUCACCAACCGGGCUUUGUCGACACUUCCAAAAUGCAGCUUGAUUCUGAUGAUGAAGAGGAUCAGCAAGGGGCUAAGAAACGCCGUAUUGAGAAAGGCACAGUAUCACGAUUGGCCAGAAAUGCUACACGACAAAGUAGCAGAGUAAACAGCAAUCGCAGUAGCCGCCAUACAUCUCAUGGCAACCAAGAUGACGAUGACGAUGAAUCAGAUGACGGUGUAAAUGUCGCAGUCGUAACGAGAAGACGAGGCGUUCUAACAACUCGCGAAUCUUCCAAGGGCACACGCACUUCUGGUCGUGUUACUCGUUCUGCCAUGCCAAAAGAACAAGACGACGAAGAAGAUGACAAUUUGGCUCGUGAUAUCCAGGAGACGAGCGAUAAUUCAGAUAUCCUCUUUGCUGCUAGCGGAAAGCCCAAGACCAGAGCCACAAGAACCAAGGCCAAAACUGCAUCUCUUAACCCUCUCAAGACUAAGCGAAGCAGCCGCCGUGAUUUCAUUGCGGACGAAAGCACGGAGUCUGAGAAACCAGAGCAGCCAACGCGAAAAUCUGGCCGCGAGAGAGUACGCAAGAAUAUGCGAGAACAGGAUAUGGAAGAGGAACAAUUUGCUGAUGAUGUUGCCAAAGUCAACGUUCCAAAAGUCAUCAGUAUUCGUGAGGUCUACCAGCAACUUGCCAAAAACUCGCCAUUCAAGUUGUACCACAGCAAUCAAUGCGAUACGUGUCGUAUUGACGGAAACAGCGUAAGCAAAGGUCCUCUGAUCCACUGCCAAGGCUGCUCCACUUCAAUCCACAAGAAUUGCUUAGGCUAUAGAAGCGCACGAAAACACAUGGUUACCAAAAUCGGCCACGAGGAUUUUGUAAUGCAAUGCCGUCGUUGUAUAGGGGUAACAAACAAAUAUGAUGCAUCUGCCCCACCCCUGAACAAAUGUCAAACCUGUCACAAACCUGGACUGGGUUGCAAGGCCUUUUCUGCGAAGAAGACCUCCAAGGAGGAGGAAAAGAUUCGAGAAGCAAACGGUGGGGAUGACCCUAUAACUGAAGUUUCGGCCGAUAAGAUCAACAAUGCCGAUAAUCUUCUGUUUCGCUGUGUGGGAUGCCAACGUGGCUACCAUUUUGAGCAUCUUCCCGAUCCUAAUCGCAAUAAAAAGAAAGGCAAAUCUAAAUACGAAGACCCCGAUGCGGUUCGUGAAGCUCGUCGUAAGGAGUACAAAGACUGGCAUUGUAGCGACUGCCUUGAGUAUACCACAAAGAUCACAGGUCUCGUCGCCUGGCGACCGACCAGCCGCGAAGGCUACACCCCGGAGCGAAAGAUUGACAACUACACGGAAGGUGAAAAGGAGUACCUAGUUAAGUGGGAAGGGAAGUCUUACCUCCAUUGCAUUUGGAUGUCUGGUAGUUGGGUCUGGGGCGUGACAGCUUCUGUCAUGCGAAAGGCAUUUGCAGCUCGCGAUGAAGGCGCCAAUGAAACACCCAAGUGGACGAAGGAAGAAGCAAUCCCUGAAGAAUUUGUCCGUAUGGAGAUUAUUUUUGAUGCUGAGUACAGUGGUGAUUUCUCGCCCAAAGCAGAAAAGGCGGAUAAAGCCAAGAUCCAUCAGGUUGAACAGGUUUUGGUCAAAUUUCGUGGUCUUGGCUAUGAAGAGGCUGUCUGGGAAGAUCCACCUAAUAAGGAGGAAGAGGAGCGCUGGAACUGCUUUGUGGCAGCAUAUAACGAGUACGUGGUGGGCGUCUAUUAUACUCGACCUCCUCCAUCAGUGAUGAAGAAGAGUGUGGAAUUGUUCCGAUCACGAAAAUUUGAUGUCGAUGACCAAAAGCAGCCAGCGUCGCUUGUCGGAGGGGAUUUGAUGCCAUAUCAAAAGGAUGGUAUGAAUUGGAUGCUUUACAAGUAUCAUCAACAGAAGAAUGUUAUCCUUGCCGAUGAAAUGGGACUAGGUAAGACUAUUCAAGUAAUAGGAUUGCUUGCCUCUCUGGUGAAAGAAAAUGCCAAGGUACGUACCUACUUAAGUAUCUCCCUCUCGGAAUAAAACUAACUAUAUCUGCUAGUGCUCGCCCUUUCUCAUAGUCACACCCAACUCAACUUGUCCAAACUGGAGAAGAGAGAUAAAGAAGUGGGCACCAAGUCUCCGUGUCGUCACCUUCUAUGGUGGACGUGCCGCUCGUGAGAUGGCCAUGAAAUACGAACUCUAUCCUGACGGCUGUUCCGACUUGCGAGCCGACGUGGUUGUCACCUCAUACGAGGCUCCAGUCGAUGAUUCUAGCAGAUCAUUCUUCAGAAGAAUCAGUUGGGCAGGUAUGAUUGUUGAUGAGGGACAGCGGCUGAAGAAUGAUGCGAAUCUGCUGUACUCGGCCCUAACUGCUCUCAAAACACCGUUUCAAGUUCUUUUGACAGGUUUGUCUGGCCUUCUUUGUAUACAUAAACUUCUUACUGACAUGGUUUUUCCCAAGGCACACCAUUGCAAAACAAUAAGCGUGAAUUGUUCAAUCUGCUUGCUUUUCUUGACCCAACACAAAUAGAUGCUGCAAAGCUGGAAACAAAAUACGAAACUCUUACAAAAGACACCAUCUCUGAUCUCCAAAAUCUUAUCCGCCCAUAUUUCCUCAGGUAUUUUUUUUCUCGAUGGAUAAUAUUUAACCUUGCUAAUUUUUGAGACAGACGAACCAAAGCUCAGGUGUUGAAAGACCUCCCUUCCUUGUCGCAAAUGAUUCUUCCUGUCUCUAUGAGUGUUGUUCAAAAGAAACUCUACAAGAUUAUCAUUGCUAAGAACGCUGAAUUGAUGAAGUCAAUUUUUGGCCAGGAUACCGCGCAUCUACGCCCAAAAGAGAAAGGCAACCUAAACAACAUUUUGAUGCAACUCCGGAAGUGUCUUUGCCACCCAUUUACCUACAGUCCUGCAAUCGAGGAAACCGGACUGAGUCAAGAAGCUACACAUCGAAAUCUCAUUGAUGCCUCUUCCAAAUUUCAGCUUUUGGAGAUCAUGCUACCAAAGUUGAAGGAGAGAGGCCACCGCGUUCUCCUUUUCAGUCAGUUUUUGAAUCAGCUUGAUCUUGUGGAAGAUUUUCUUCGUGGGCUUGAUCUCUCUUACCGACGACUAGAUGGUACAAUGUCUGCACAGGAGAAACAAAAGCGUAUUGAUGAGUUCAAUGCGCCAGACUCAUCCGUCUUUGCUUUCUUGCUUUCUACCCGUUCAGGAGGAGUGGGCAUCAACUUGGCAACAGCUGACACUGUUAUCAUCAUGGAUCCUGACUUUAACCCCCAACAGGAUAUUCAGGCCAUCUCCAGAGCGCACCGUAUCGGCCAGAAGAACAAGGUUCUUGUUUUUCAGUUGGUGACAAAAGACAGCGCCGAGGAAAAGAUUAUGCAGAUCGGCCGAAAGAAGAUUGCUUUGGGCGCUCUUAUUGAAACUAUGGGGGCGGAAGAUGAUGACCCAGUUGACGUGGAGUCAAUUCUAAAGCAUGGCACCGAAGCCCUUUUUGAGGAAGACGAUGGAAACGAUAUUCGCCACGACGAGGCUUCCGUUGACAAACUUCUCGAUCGAGCACAGGUGGAUGAAGUCAACACCGAUCAGGCCGCAAACGCAAGCUCCACUUUCUCCCUUGCACGAGUCUGGGCACAAGACAAAGGCACACUCGAAGAAGACUUGGGCGACAAUGAUGCUGAAGACGACGCCCCGAAUCCUUCAGUAUGGGAUAGCAUUCUCAAAGAGCGUGAAGCACAAGCAGCACUUGAAGCCGCAAAGAAUGUGCAAGAUUUUGGACGUGGAAAGCGAGUACGCAACGUGAGUCAUAUUCUUUUCAACAAGCAACGUGGUUCAUUCACUAACUGGAUAGGCUCCUGUUUAUGGUGGUGAUAAGCAUGGCGCUGACGACGACGACGCUCCCCGCCGACGACGUUCACAGGUAGACCACAGCGACCCAGAAUUCGGUGUGAACGCAGAUGCAGCUGAAUCCGACCCCGACGACUUUUCCGGCGACGACAUGAUCGAUCCUCGAGAGCUUGAAGCAGGUACAAAAUCCAAAGGUACGAAAGAAUCCGUGAAAGCUCGUCGAAGUCCAUCAAAGCCUACAACCGCAAAAUCCCCGAGAAAGGUCAAAGUGUCCCCUGUCUCAAAAGGGGUUAAACGAAGUCAAGUUCACUUCAAGCCAUCCAUGCCUGAGUCAGACGCACCGCUCGCCCAGUCAGCAGCAGUUGAACGUAUCGUCAACAAGAGUAACAAGAGGAGAAAGUUACAAUCAAGCUCGACUAGUAGUCUACAGCGCAGUUCUACUCCCUCUCCCUCUGAAGUCCCAGUUCCUCCUGGUCUUGCCCGACCCAUUUCGCAAUCUGGCUCGACCAGUGGUCUAGGUCACAAUUCAUUUCUCACUCCUUCUGCCGUUUCUUCAAGUUUGGGUCGGCCUGUGCCGCCCCUGUUAGGUUUCAACUUCAUGCAAUCCCAAUUCAAUCCUCUUACUAAUGGUAUUCAGUCGAUGCAUCCACCACAGGGCUUUUAUCAGAGUCAACCAAACUCACCAAGACUGGAAAGUUUCGUAUCCCAGUUCCGCCGACCAACAUUCACCCUCCCCCACCGAGACCACUCCCUUCAAAUGUCCCCUAUCUUCCAAGCAACGGCGCCCCGCCACAAGGUGGUUAUCGAUUUGACGACCCCCGAGCCAGAGGAUAUGUCCCACAGAACCAACCAAACCCUCUCAACCAAUUCCCCUCAAAUCAGCCACAGAGAGCCUAUGGACCAACACCAAUCCUUCCUCCAACGCAAUACCAGGGAGGUUACAUGCGACCAGCCCCGUCCUUCCUACCACCAGCCAGCCACACCCCAGUCCCCCAGAUUGUUGACCGGUUUGGAAAUGCGAUACCCGUGAGAGCUGGACAGUCGAUAUCGGUGCCACGGCCAGGUGCUCAGCCUUGUUACACUUGCGGUUUGCGUCAUAUUGGGAUUACGCCUAGCUGCCCUACCUUCUCUUCGUCGAUUGAGAUUCGUUUGAUGCUGGAUGCUUUGGUUACCAAUAGACCUCCACAUCCAGCCGAAUUCGUUGGAAAAGCCAGGACGUAUUUGGAGAAAGAGUUGAAGCGCAACACGGCUAUUCGACUAUCUCAGCGACAAUCCAAUUGAGCGGCGCACAGGCGUAUUUGAGUACACACAUUUUCCCCUUCUUUUUCCCCCUUUCAGCCAGCCAAUUGCUUUUUCGCGAAAUACCAAAAAAUCAGAGCAGGGGUUUUCCACCGUCCCUUUCACGACAUGCGUUUUAUUAGAAGAGACGAAGCAUGUAAGGGGUACUCUGACCGAUGUUAGAUUACGAGCUUUCUUUUUUUGAUUUUCCUUCAUUUCAUUUUUUUCAUUGGUUCUUCAAUUGUCCUUACCUUGCCGACCAAAAAGGGGUGAUAAAUGAUUACACGAUGUGACAGCUGUUACUUUGGAGCCCUUUCGUCUUCUGGUCGCUCUUUCUCCCUUGAGCGGAUCUUAGAUCUUUUUUCUGAGACGUGGUUUGAGCUGUUCACUUUUUUCUUCUUCUUUUUGACACGGUGGGGGAUGAGUGAGUGAGUGAGCGAGCAUUUUUCUCACGGUUUUUGUUGGGGGGAAACCUGAUGGAUCGUGGGGAUAUGAGCGAACUUUUCUCUUUCUUUUUUGAGAUGUGUGAGGGAGUGUGAGGGAGUGUGAGGGAGUGAGAGGGAGUGGGUUGCAUGCAUGCCUUUUAGGGUGUGCGGCAUGUGUAUGUGUACAUAUGAACAAUAU